AUUUAAGUGGAAAUGUAACAGAACUAGCUCUGAUGAUAAGAACAAAGGACCAUCAAGCAGGAUUGUGCAGUAGAAAUCUUUGCUUCCCAAUGAAGGCACCACCAUUUAGAAUUUCUACUUCUUCUAAGUUGUUUGCGUAAUUGGCCUUAAAUGAGGUGAGAGUGAAAAUACAUCUGUGGAAAACAUCGUUAGCCUAUACUCUGGAGGCUUCUCUCGGAGCCCUAGCUUUGACUGUGUCUGUUUUCAGGACUCAUUAUGAUCAAAGAAGCCUCCCAGGUGUGAAAUUUUUCAACAUGAGUGGCCUCGGGGACAGUUCAUCUGACCCUGCAAACCCAGACUCACAUAAGAGAAAAGGAUCGCCAUGUGACACACUGGCUUCAAGCACUGAAAAAAGGCGCAGGGAACAAGAAAAUAAGUAUUUGGAAGAGCUGGCUGAGUUACUUUCUGCCAACAUCAGUGACAUUGACAGCCUGAGUGUAAAACCAGACAAAUGCAAGAUUUUGAAAAAGACGGUUGAUCAGAUACAGCUAAUGAAGAGAAUGGAACAAGAGAAAUCAACCACUGAUGACGAUGUACAGAAAUCAGACAUUUCAUCCAGUAGCCAAGGAGUAAUUGAAAAGGAAUCUUUGGGGCCUCUUCUAUUGGAGGCUUUGGAUGGAUUUUUCUUUGUUGUGAACUGUGAAGGGAGAAUUGUGUUUGUGUCAGAGAAUGUGACCAGCUACUUGGGUUACAAUCAGGAAGAGUUAAUGAAUACUAGCGUCUACAGCAUACUGCACGUGGGAGAUCAUGCAGAAUUUGUGAAGAAUCUGCUACCAAAAUCACUAGUAAAUGGAGUUCCUUGGCCUCAGGAGGCAACCCGAAGGAACAGCCAUACCUUUAACUGCAGGAUGCUAAUUCACCCUCCGGACGAGCCAGGCACCGAGAACCAAGAAGCUUGCCAGCGGUAUGAAGUAAUGCAGUGUUUCACUGUGUCUCAGCCAAAAUCAAUCCAAGAGGAUGGAGAAGAUUUCCAGUCCUGUUUGAUUUGCAUUGCGCGGCGGUUACCUCGGCCUCCAGCUCUCACGGGCGUGGAAUCCUUCAUGACCAAACAAGAUACUACAGGUAAAAUCAUCUCUAUUGAUACCAGUUCCCUCAGAGCUGCUGGCCGAACUGGCUGGGAAGACUUGGUGAGGAAGUGCAUUUAUGCUUUCUUCCAGCCUCAGGGCAGAGAGCCAUCAUAUGCCAGACAGUUGUUUCAAGAAGUGAUGACUCGUGGCACUGCCUCCAGCCCAUCCUAUAGAUUCAUAUUGAAUGAUGGGACAAUGCUUAGCGCCCACACCAAGUGUAAACUUUGCUACCCUCAAAGUCCAGACAUGCAACCUUUCAUCAUGGGAAUUCAUAUCAUCGACAGGGAGCACAGCGGGCUUUCUCCUCAAGAUGACACUAAUGCUGGAAUGUCAAUUCCCCGAGUGAACCCCUCGGUCAAUCCUAGCAUCUCUCCAGCCCAUGGUGGGGCCCGCCCAUCUACAUUGCCUCCAUCCAACAGCAGCAUGGUUUCCGCCAGAGUAAACCGCCAGCAGAGCUCAGACCUUCAUAGCAGUGGUCAGAGUAAUUCGAGCAACAGCCAAGGGAGCUUUGGAUGCUCACCUGGAAACCAGAUUGUAGCCAGUGUUGCCUUAAACCAGGGACAGGCCGGUUCUCAGAGCAGUAAUCCCUCCUUAAACCUCAACAGUUCUUCAAUGGAAGGUACAGGAAUAAGCCUAGCACAGUUCAUGUCUUCAAGAAGACAGGUUAGCUCUGGAUUGGCAACACGGCCCAGGAUGCCAAACAACUCGUUUUCCCCUAAUAUCCCGACACUGAGCUCGCCCGUUGGCAUGACAAACAGUGCCUGUAAUAACAGUAGCCGGUCUUACUCAAACAUCCCAGUAACAUCGUUACAGAGCCUGAAUGAAGGACCCAACCACUCUGUCGGCUUCUCCACCAGCUCACCAGUGCUCAGGCAGAUGAGCUCACAGAAUUCACCCAGCAGGUUAAAUAUGCAACCAGCAAAAGUGGAGUCCAAAGACAGCAAAGAGAUCACAUCCAUUUUAAAUGACAUGAUUCAGUCUGGCAACAGCUCCAGUGAGGUCAAGCCUCUGGACUCAGGGCUUCUGCAUAACAGCGACAGGCUCGCGGAGGGGGACAGUAAAUACUCGCAGACCAGCCACAAGCUAGUGCAGCUGUUGACAACCACGGCAGAGCAGCAGCUACGACACGCUGACAUGGACCCUACUUGUAAAGAUGUACUGUCCUGCGCGGGCACCUCCAGCUCUGCCUCUGGGAACUCCACAGGUGGCACUUGCCCCUCCUCCCAUAGCUCGCUGACAGAACGGCACAAAAUUCUGCACCGGCUCCUACAGGAGGGGAGCCCCUCAGAUAUCACCACAUUGUCAGUGGAGCCAGAUAAAAAGGAGGGUGCAUCGACGGUGGUGUCAGUGCCUGCACAGGUCCAGGGCAACUCCAGCAUAAAACUAGAACUGGAUGCAUCCAAGAAGAAAGAGUCCAAAGACCAUCAGCUCCUCCGCUACCUGUUAGAUAAAGAUGAGAAAGACUUAAGAUCAACUCCUAACCUUAGCCUGGAUGAUGUGAAGGUGAAAGUGGAAAAGAAAGAACAGAUGGAUCCCUGUACCACAAACCCCACCCCGUUGACCAAACCUGCCCCUGAGGAAGUUAAACUGGAGUCGCAGAGCCAGUUCACAGCAGACCUCGAUCAGUUUGAUCAGUUACUGCCCACACUGGAGAAGGCAGCCCAGCUGCCGGGCUUGUGUGAGACAGACAGGAUGGACGGAGCGGUCCCCAGUGUCCCCAUCAAAUCGGAGAUCCUGCCAGCUUCACUUCAGUCCACCGCUGCCAGACCCACUGCCAGACUGAACAGAUUGCCUGAGCUAGAAUUGGAAGCAGUUGAUAACCAGUUUGGGCAACCAGGACCAGGUGAUCAGAUUCCAUGGGGUAAUAAUACAGUCGCAGCUGGAAAUCAGAAUAAACCAGAAGACCAGUGCAUUAGCGCACAACUAGAUGAGCUUCUCUGCCCUCCGACCACCGUAGAGGGAAGAAACGACGAGAAAGCUCUUCUCGAGCAGCUGGUCUCUUUCCUCAGUGGCAAAGAUGAAACGGAGCUAGCCGAGCUCGACCGAGCUCUGGGGAUUGACAAACUUGUGCAGGGUGGUGGAUUGGAUGUAUUAUCGGAGAGAUUUCCACCACAGCAAGCAACACCACCAUUGAUGAUGGAAGAAAGACCCAACCUUUAUCCCCAGCCUUACUCUGCCCCUUCUCCUACUGCCAAUCUCCCUAGCCCUUUCCAAGGCAUGAUCAGGCAAAAACCCUCAAUGGGGGCUGUGCCUGUUCAAGUCACACCCCCCCGAGGGACCUUUUCACCUGGCAUGGGCAUGCAGCCCAGGCAAACGCUUAACAGACCCCCGGCUGCCCCGAACCAACUUCGACUUCAACUGCAGCAGCGGUUACAGGGACAACAGCAGUUGAUACACCAAAAUCGACAAGCUAUCUUAAAUCAGUUUGCAGCAGCGGCUCCUGUUGGCAUCAACAUGAGGUCAGGCAUGCAGCAGCAAAUCACACCUCAGCCACCCCUAAAUGCCCAAAUGUUGGCCCAGCGCCAUAGGGAAUUGUGCAAUCAGCAGCACCGACAGAGGCAGCUAAUACAGCAGCAGCGAGCCAUGCUGAUGAGGCAACAAAGCUUUGGGAACAACCUCCCUCCUUCAUCUGGACUGCCAGUUCAAAUGGGGAACCCCCGUCUUCCUCAGGGUGCUCCACAGCAGUUCCCCUACCCACCAAAUUAUGGUACAAACCCAGGAACCCCACCUGCUUCUACCAGCCCAUUUUCACAACUGGCAGCAAAUCCCGAGGCCUCCCUGGCCAACCGUAGCAACAUGGUGAACCGGGGCAUGGCGGGAAACAUGGGAGGACAGUUUGGCACUGGAAUGAAUCCUCAGAUGCAGCAGAAUGUCUUCCAGUAUCCAGGAUCAGGGAUGGUUUCCCAAGGUGAGGCCAACUUUGCUCCAUCUCUCAGCCCCGGGAGCUCCAUGGUGCCCAUGCCAAUCCCGCCGCCUCAGAGCUCUCUGCUCCAGCAAGCUCCGCCCACUUCUGGCUACCAGUCACCAGACAUGAAGGCCUGGCAGCAAGGAGCGAUGGGAAACAACAAUGUGUUCAGUCAAGCUGUCCAGAACCAGCCCGCACCUGCACAGCCAGGAGUGUACAACAAUAUGAGCAUCACCGUGUCCAUGGCAGGUGGGAACACAAACGUUCAGAACAUGAACCCCAUGAUGGGCCCGAUGCAGAUGAGCUCGUUGCAGAUGCAAGGAAUGAACACCGUUUGCCCUGAGCAGAUGAAUGAUCCAGCACUGAGACACACAGGCCUCUACUGCAACCAGCUCUCCUCCACCGACCUUCUCAAAACAGAAGCAGAUGGAACCCAGCAGGUGCAACAGGUUCAGGUGUUUGCUGACGUCCAGUGUACAGUGAAUCUGGUAGGCGGGGACCCUUACCUGAACCAGCCUGGUCCACUGGGGACUCAAAAGCCCACGUCAGGACCACAGAACCCCCAGGCCCAGCAGAAGAGCCUCCUGCAGCAGCUGCUGACUGAAUAACCACUUUUAAAGGAAUGUGAAAUUUAAAGCAUAGACAUACAGAGAUAUACAAAUAUAUAUUUUUUCUGAGAUUUUUGAUAUCUCAAUCUGCAGCCAUUCUUCAGGUCGUAGCAUUUGGAGCAAAAAAAAAAAAAACAAUUUAAAAAAAGUUCACUUUUGUUGGGAGAUUGAGAGAUGUUUUUGUUUCUUUCUUUGUAAAGGCCUUGUAUAUUGAAGAGAAUAACAAGGCAGAACAGUUGGACAAUCUAUUUCUUGAGCCAAAUUGAAUUAUUCUUAUUUUUAUAAUCAGUCAUUGGCUUCUUAGCUGGAUGAAGGCUUUUGGAGGAGAACCAAAAUGACAAGGUCCCAGGGGAAGAGGCAGCUCCGCCGGCUCACUCCCACCGGAGCCGAGGAAGAAAGGCCAUGACGGGCCUGGCCUCUGCCCCUGCACCAGAGGCUGCCCUGCGUCUCCAAGUCCGCAGCCCUCCCCACCAGACCCCAGGCAGCAGCGUGUGUGUACAAUCAGUCUCUUCUAGCAACUUUGUAUCUGUUGGCGCCAAGAGAAUAUUUUGCCUUCACAUGCGUACCCCUCUUUAUUUUUAAGAUGGAUUUCAACCAAGAUGCCUCCAGGAAAGAGGAAGAAAUGAAUAUAUUCACAGAGGAAUUGAAAAAAGAAAUUUAAAAAAAUACAGUUUGGGGGAAAAUGCAAUAAUUUUUUUGGUGAGAUGGGUGAAGGACAAGAAGUGAGUUCUGUCAAUUACUGUAGAUAACAAUUUUCUGAUUAAAUCUGGAAGAGGAAAUUUUUUAAAAGGCAGCCUGUUUCCUGCUUUUAUUGUAUUAACAGCUAAGGUAGCUAAAGUUAUUUAAAAUAAAAUUAAAUUUAUGAUCCAAGUAGCUUAUUUUUCCCUUGAAAUCUCACUGUAAAUAGAUCUGAUUUAUUGUAGAAAUUUAUUUCCUUCCGUUUAAUUUUAUGCUUUUAUUAUCAUACUCUGGAUUUUUUUUCUAAAUUUGCGUGUGAAAUAUAACAUUGAUUGAAUUGCAGUUACAUCUGGCUAAUAAUAUUUCCUUGUUUUAAUAACUGUGAUGCCGAGUAUGGAUUUACUUUGGGGUUCACAUCAAAGUGCCGCUGCCUGACAGCUGUCUCACGUGAGCUAUAGAGCCUCUUGCCCCAGUGGGUCUCUGAGAGCAGUGCAGAGAAUUGUCCCCUCAAGGGCACAGGCUACUUGGAUGGGAGAGAAAUCAGUAAUCAAAGGAAUUUUCUUUUUUUUAAAGAUUGAUUGACUUUGGGGGUUCGACUUCUCAUCAGUGCGAAUACAACUUUCUCUCUUCUGCUCUGAGACCAACCGGUACUGUAUUUUCCCUUUAUGUCCUGUCUCUCUGCCACGUCCUGUCUCAUCCUGGCCUCUUGAGUCACGGACCCAGUGAACUGACUCUCUAAGUUCUAGAAGAGCCACUGCGAGGAGGCCACGGGAGCCUGAGAGAGGUGUUUCAGAAGAAGCAAAGGUAGCGAGCACCCCGUGACUCCCUCUCCCGGCCCCGACGGGUCGGUCGUGAAUGAUGACAACAUCUGAGAACUCUUCACCAGCCGCCCUGCUUCCGUGGCAGAGACAGGCCCUAAGAACUCACCGAGGAAGAGCAGUGAGGACCCAGACUGCAAGGAAGAAGCCAUUUCCCCAGGGCCUCCUUUCUGCAUCUCACUACCCCUAGUUACGAGGACAGGUCCAUGGGACAGCAUCGCUCAGAAACUACACCGAGUCAAACGAUUGGGUGGAAGAAGGGCUCACAGGGGUAGCGGCUAUGAAACAAAUAGACACUCAAUUACAGACAUUAUCUCUUUCCGUUUUCUCAGAAAAUGCAUCCCUGAUUUCAUUCAUUCCCAGCUUGACUGCCCAGCCGUAUCACUCUGGUCCCUACCAACCUGCUGUAGGAGGUCAUUUCCGUUUCGUUUGUGAUAAUUAGAUGUGCAAACUUCAGGAAGUUCACCUUUAACUUCAGCAUUCCAGAGGAAGUUUCCUGACUCAGUGCUUUUGCAUAAGGAAGUAGGAAAAUAAAUAAAUAAACAUGUGGUAAGGAAAAUUGGAGAUGCUAACACCCUUCCCCAUCCCAACUGCACCUUAAAGUAUGCAUGUCACCUUCAAGGUUUUAUAAUUGCACUGUUUGUUUUAUGUAUGUACAGAUUAAAAUUAUUGCUACAUUUGAGGACAAUAAAGUUGCUUGCUUCUA
Echinops telfairi (small Madagascar hedgehog) is the source of this 6821-nucleotide messenger RNA. It is a transcript of the gene NCOA1, whose product is annotated as nuclear receptor coactivator 1. The record is from RefSeq and is a predicted model, not a curated record. Gene Ontology annotation, biological process: cellular response to hormone stimulus; positive regulation of transcription by RNA polymerase II. Lineage: Eukaryota; Metazoa; Chordata; Mammalia; Afrosoricida; Tenrecidae. The transcript has 21 exons. The coding region runs from base 294 to 4619 and encodes 1441 amino acids. Gene Ontology annotation, cellular component: nucleus. Gene Ontology annotation, molecular function: nuclear receptor binding; protein dimerization activity.